AUGGGCGACGUGCUGAUGGUCCAGCUCUGGCGGCAACAUAGGGACGACCGAGACCCCCUCGUCGACAAGGGUACUGUCAUGCUCUUAAAGGAACCGUAUCUAAAGGGCACGGCGGACGGCAAGUACCUGCUCCGUGUAGAUCACGUAUCGGACGUCGUUUUUGUCCUCGACCACGACGAACGGAUGCCCGCCGUGUGGAGAACAAAGGUUGGUCACGGCGACACCGCCCAGACUUGGAGGGUGCACGGCGACAAGCAUCGCGACGCAUCCCGAUAUCGGUCCGCCAUCAAGUGCUACACCCGGUCGUUAGCCUGUUCCCCGACUUUGGAAGAAGAAUGCAUUGCUAGGAUUGGCCGGUCCCAGGCGUUCCACGAGUCCGAACAAUACGAAGCCGCGCUCUCCGAUGCGGAGAUCGCGGUGAAUACUGGGACAGCGUUCCGCCAUCUGGCUGAGAAAGCGCGGUUUCGCCAGGCCGAGGUACUCUACGCGCUCCAGAGAUACCAAGCGUGCUACGACGUACUGGCGGCGUUAUGCCGCGAUUCCCCUUACCAUACGACUGCUAAAGCCUUGCUACACCGCGCCAUAGCCAGAGUUACUGAACAGACGUAUGGCACCUACCCCUUCCUAGAUAUGCAGGCCGAGGCAAGGAAACGCCAGACACCGGAACUGGGCCAUGCAACCUAUAUCGGCCCCGUCCGGAUCCAAGACGCAGGCUCUCGCGGCCGUGGCGUCUUUACCACAAAGCCAGUCAAAUUGGGAGAGCUACUCUUUUGUGAGAAGGCAUUUGCCACCUCUUGGGGUGAUGAAGGCCUUGGUAAACGCACAAAAAUAAAAAUGGAAGUGGACACGGACCCAGCGGGUUUCAACUUCCACGGCAAGACGGUGGCAGAAUGCAAUGCGAUCAUCCGGAAGAUGCAGGCAAGCCCGUCCUGCAUUCCGAAAGUCGUCGAUUUGUAUCAUGGCCUCUACCCGUCUCGUCUUAGUAAUGGACUUGUCGACGGCCAGCCGGUCAUCGACAGUUUCCAGAUCCGUCACAUCGUGCGCUUCAACUCCUUCGCCGUGCCUCGCUCCAGUCACAAUCAUGUUUUUAGAACUGAGUCCAAACCCGAGUUUCAAACCGACGCUAGCGGAGUAUGGACUUUUGCCUCACACGUAAAUCACUCUUGCGCAUACAACGCUCACCGCGCGUUUAUCGGGGACUUUAUCAUUUUCCGCGCCGCACAAGACCUACCUGCCGGCACAGAAAUCACCACAUGGUACGUCCUGCCGUCGCAGAUUAGCGAAGUCAGCCAGCAGAGCCCGUUUGAGACCUGGGGUUUUGAGUGUGGCUGUGCAAUGUGCACCGAGGCGAAGGAGAUAGGCAGUGAUGUGCGCACGAAGCGAAACGCGUUGCUCACGGAGUUGUCUUCGAUGAUCCAGGGUCAGAUGGACGAGGUAGUACGGACCACGGUUUCGUGGGACCGGGUACUGAGGCGGGUGGAGAGCGGCGUGCGCGAGCUGGAACAAACGUUUGCGCAGUCGGCGGUAGAAGUGCCGCGGAGAUGGUUGGCCAACUUGCUGUUCGAUUUCGUACGGAUGGGGUUGAACAGACCCAUACACCCUAAGGUCAUGACAACACAUCGUGCGGUGCAGCUUCUCCUGUGGUGUUUGCGAUCUCUUGGCUUCGUGAUCGAGGGAGGGGAGCGCGGAACACUUCGCGUUAAACGGUGGGGCCUGCUGUCGGUUGACGGGGCUGAUGCGAUGUCUUGUUGGCUUUCUCUCCGAAGAGCGUACCAAGAGACCGCACCGGAGCUCGUGACGCCGGCAGAGGAGUAUGCUCGCAUGGCGUACCUGAUUCAUAUGGGAGAGGACGAGACAUUUUCGACGACGAUAGAAGGCACGAAGACUUCUAGCGCGGGUCCCUCCCGGCCACCACUUUCAAAAACCAAGUCUCGACCCUCUCGUCCUCCCAAACCAGCGGCUCCGUCGCGUUGGAAGAGGACCAUGUGUACUUACACGCCGGCAGAUCAUGAUACUACUCAGCUGUACAGCUCGCGACGCGAUUGA
Molecule: messenger RNA, 2046 nt
Organism: Dichotomopilus funicola
Lineage: Eukaryota; Fungi; Ascomycota; Sordariomycetes; Sordariales; Chaetomiaceae
Exons: 3
Coding region: 1-2046 (681 amino acids)
Molecular function (GO): protein binding
Source: RefSeq, a predicted model, not a curated record